AUGCAUAUUCUAGUUACUAACGACGACGGUCCUCCGUCAAACCAAUCAUCACCUUACGUGCAUUCGCUCGUUCAAUCGCUUCAAUCCGCAGGUCACACGGUCUCGGUCAUCCUUCCGCACCAGCAACGAUCAUGGAUCGGUAAAGCACACAUUGUAGGCGCAUCGGUGAAGCCUACCUACUUCCGACCCGGCACAAUUCACCAAGAAGAUGGGACAACACACCACCUACCGCGAGGCAGCAACGGCGACGAAAGCGAAGGCGACGAAUGGGUUUUGAUUGACUCGACUCCUGCCAGCUGUGUUCAGAUUGGUCUUUAUCAUUACUUCCAAGAACGAGGCCCCAUCGAUGUCAUUGUCUCCGGCCCGAAUUAUGGCCGCAACACGACUGCACUGUUCGCAUUGUCGAGUGGAACUAUUGGCGCAGCGAUGGAGGGUGCCUGCUGUGGCAAGCGCUCAAUUGCUCUGUCAUACGCUUUCAGCUCACGCAAUCAUGACCCCGUCAUAAUCGCAGAGGCCUCAGGUCAUUCGGUCAAAUUGAUUGAAUAUUUGUGCGCAAAUUGGGCAGAUGGCGUGGAUCUCUAUACCGUCAAUGUUCCUUUAGAGCCUGGCGUGAGUCAGAAUAAGGUUCUCUACACCAAUAUGCUGGACAAUAGAUGGACCUCCGGAAGUUGUUUCCAAGCUGUUGAUCCCAUGCCCGCCAAUGACCCCGAUUUGCAGGAGCAGCAGCUGCGCAGCGAAGGCGAAAUGAAGGGCAAGAAGCCCGACCAGAGUGUUGGCGCAAACAUUGGCGAGAAGCCCUCACUUGGUCCUCGGCUUCAACACAAGCAUUUCAAGUGGGCGCCCAGCUUCCAAGAUGUGUAUCGCAGCGUGGAGGAAAGCGAGCCUGGAAAUGAUGGGUGGACUGUCAAGGAGCAAAUGACUAGUGUCACACCCCUCAAGGCUAACUUCAAGCCUACCCCCGGUAUCUCGGGAGAAAUCAAGCUAUCGGAUAAUCGGCCUUCACUAUAUUCCAUCGUCGACUGCGAUGAUUCAUACGUGCAACAGAUGGUUGACCGAGCAUUGACUCGUCGCCUGGGAAGUGCCUCCAAGCGGAUCUCUUCAGUGUCUGAUCUGCCGGAUUCCUCUGCGCCACUCUUCCAAUACCGCGAAUAUGAGCGCAUCGACUUUGAACAUGGCAUGUUCAAUGCUUCAACGUCCCUUUUGAACGCAUACAUUAUCCGGAAAGCACUGAUCCGGAAGCACUACCUGUCGAACACUGUUGCCGGCUGGCUUUCAAAGAACCCAGACAGCAUCCUGCGUCACCACUUCAAACCUGCCUUUGACUUCGAACUCGACUAUGCCGAAUUCCUCGACGAUGCCCUACUGGAAGCAUACGAGCUCAAUGACAGCUUGGCCAAGAAUGCAGAGCUCCCAGACUCCGAAAAAGAAUGGUGGAUCCUCAAGCCUGGCAUGAGUGAUCGAGGUCAGGGAAUCCGCAUCUUCAAUAGCGAAGACCAACUCCGUGAAAUCUUUGAGGAAUGGGAGGUCGACUCAGACGAAGAGAGUGACUCCGAGGCAGAAGACGAAAAUGCUGCUCCUGACACAGGAAUUGUCACCUCGCAGCUCCGCCACUUCCUCGUCCAGCCCUACAUCGACCCUCCCCUUCUGCUCCCUUCAUCCUCCAACCGCAAAUUCCACAUUCGCACGUACGUCCUCGCCUCAGGCUCCUUGCAAGUAUACGUCUUCAAGGAGAUGCUGGCUCUCUUCGCGGCAAAGGCGUAUUGCGCACCGCACGAAGAAGAAGAUGACGUGGCCGAUCUCGCCCGCCAUCUUACCAAUACCUGCUUCCAAGAAGGCGGCAGCUCAAACGAAGGCAGUGUGCGCCGCUUCUGGGAUCUCGACCACCACGUCCCUGGUCUCUCGGAUGACUGGAAAGAGAAGAUCUUCGACCAGAUAUGCUCUGUCACAGGCGAAGUCUUUGAAGCCGCGGCGCGAGGCAUGAUGGUUCAUUUCCAAACUUUGCCAAAUGCGUUUGAGCUGUACGGUGUUGACUUCCUUGUUGAUAGCAAUGGCUCGGCAUGGCUGCUGGAGCUCAACGCGUUCCCUGAUUUCGGGCAGACGGGUGAAGAUUUGAAGGAGGCCGUGGUUGGAAAGUUGUUUGAGGAGGUGGUUGAUGUCGCUGUGAAGCCGUUCUUUGGUCUUGGUGAGGUUGUUGGUGAUGGCGAUUUAAAAUUGGUGGCGGAUCUUGAUCUUGGGAGGAAGGCUUAG
This is a messenger RNA of Penicillium soppii, 2247 nucleotides long. RefSeq lists its product as uncharacterized. The coding region runs from base 1 to 2247 and encodes 748 amino acids. The transcript has 4 exons. Gene Ontology annotation, molecular function: hydrolase activity. Gene Ontology annotation, biological process: protein modification process. The record is from RefSeq and is a predicted model, not a curated record. Gene Ontology annotation, cellular component: P-body. Lineage: Eukaryota; Fungi; Ascomycota; Eurotiomycetes; Eurotiales; Aspergillaceae.